Pseudopodoces humilis (Tibetan ground-tit) is the source of this 3247-nucleotide messenger RNA. Lineage: Eukaryota; Metazoa; Chordata; Aves; Passeriformes; Paridae. The record is from RefSeq and is a predicted model, not a curated record.
AUGGUGCCAUCAUUGGUGUCAUCUGGUGUCCUGGAUGGCACCCUGAGGUCCUUCACCAGCUCUGACCGUUCCAUGUCCCUAAUGGUUGGAAACUGGAUGUGCAGUGAGCUAUUGCGGAAGGACGUGGUGACUGGAAGUGUGUUCUCAUUCAGGAACCAGGCUGGGAGUCACUGCUGCUGCCUGCCCGUGGCUGACGAGCCCAGCUCCCCCAAGAAGGCGAAGAGCAGCGAGCUGGAGCGCUGGCUGCCGCCCCCGUCCCCCGAGUGGGCCAUCGUGAGGGUCAUCCCCGAGGAGGAGAUGGCUGAGCACAACCUCCUGGCCGUCAGAGUCAUGGUCACCAGCGAUGCCAGCAGCUCGGAGCUGGACUCUGAUCUCAGCGGGGACUCCUCCUGCUCGGAGCCGAGCGAAGGCCUGCCCUCGCUGCCGGAGCCCCGCGCCUGCUCCAGCCCCAUCCAGAGGUGGGCACCGCUCAUCAGGAGCCCCGAGGGGCCCAAGGAAAGCUCCAGAACAUCCAAAGUCGCGGAUGGCCUUCCCCUGCUGUCGAGCAGGAAGCCUGGGCCCCACGGGAAGGAGAGCUCAGCCAGCUGCCAGGGCGCUGCUGCCGAGGAGCACCGCCGAGCUCAGUUGGCUUCUUACAAGAAGCCACCAGAAAUUCCAAGAGGACAUUCUGAACCCUGCAGCUCAGCGUUUCAAAGGAAAGAAGAAGCCAGGGAGGUGCCUGAAGACACACAUUACUACGUGCCUCACUGUCCUGUUCAGAGCAGCAGCACAGCUCCUCCACAGAGCCCUCUUGGGAAUGGGACACUGGCUGCUGGUUUUUGUGAGCCUGAGGACACAGACAGGGACACUGGGACACGCUCAGCCCAGGACUGGAAGGAGAAAGCACAGAAAUUCACCUCUGAGCCAGAGCACUUCAGCGGGAAGACAGAAGCGCUGUCACCUCUGGAUUUGAAAGAGAAAGAUGGCAAAAAUACCAGGGAGCCAGAGAAAAAGCUUGAGCAAGAAUUAAAGGAGGCCAAAGAGGGGCUGGGGCCUGGUACUCAGCAGCAGGCGUGGUAUGGCUCACCCAGGGCACACCCAGGUGGGAGCAGUCCAGGGGAUGGGAACAGCACACCCUGGGCUCCAGGGAAAAGGGAGUCUGCCUGGGGAAAAGGAAAGUUUAAACGCUCUGCUUGCCCUGGGCCUCUCUUGUUUGCAGAUGGUGCUGCAGCAGCUCCAGCAGUGGACACAAAGGAUGCUCUGAGGGUUCCAGACGUGGUUUCCCGGGAACAUGUGGCCAGCCAGCCAAAAUCCCCCCUGAGGCUCAUAGCCAAUGCCAUCAAAAGGUCCAUUUGGGAGCCUCUAACCUCAGCUCCAGAAGGGUUAAAGCAGGACUCGGACAGCAAAGCCAAAGCCUCUUCAGAACAAGUCUUCUUCAGCUUCCCCAGCACUUCUGGGUAUUCCCUGAGGCAAAGGAACAGGAACAACAAUAACACUCAGUCACAGGAUCCUAAAGUAAGGGAGGGGGCAGGAAAACAAGGAGGAGAUGGGAGCCCUUACUCGAGUCAGUCUCGUUCUCCUGUGGGCUCUGAAGAGAUGGCUCUAAGGGAUUACAGGGGAGGAGUAUUCUUCACACCCUACAGGCCUGCACCCCAUAUACCUCUGAAAGCAGCUUGCACUAGGAUGGAGGAAGUCCCAGGACUUCUAGAGAAGUUCACCUUUGAAGACAGUCCUGUAGGAGCUCCCCUGGAUGAAAUAUGUAUCCACAAGAAAAAGUCCACUCUUCUUUCAUCUCCAGAGCCCAAGAACUCCUUCAAGGACACUCUGGAUGACUCUGCACAAAAAGGGUCACUCUUCAAUAGGCUGAGAAGCAAAACUCGUGAAAGGGAACAGAAUUCCAUGGUGUCAUCUCUGCCCCUCAAUAAGGACCAUUCUCCAGAAAGGUCAUGUUAUCCUUUCACAGGAGAUGAACACCUACCUGUCAAAAAACAAGCUACUGAGUAUCCCACUUCAUCCUCCGACGAGGACUUUGAAUCCAAGUCUUUGUUAAUGCACAAGGCAGAAAGGGCUGUCAGAAAGAGAAGGAGGCUGGAGAAGGAGACGAAGCAGUUGAUGAAACAAGAGGAGCUGAAGAGGCUUCACAAAGCACAGGCAGUGCAGCGGCAGCUGGAAGAACUGGAGGAAAGACAAAGAGCUCUGGAGAUUUUUGGUGUUGAGCUGGAGAGAGAACUAAGAGGAGAAGCAGAUUCAGGCACAAAGGAUGAAAAUCAGAUGCUGCAUGAAUGGUUUGAGCUGGUCAUGGAGAAGAAUAAAUUAAUGCGCUAUGAGUCUGAGCUCCUGAUUAUAGCCCAAGAGCUAGAACUGGAGGACCAGCAAAGCAGGUUGGAGCAACAGCUGAGAGAGAAGAUGGCCAUUGAUGACAGCCUUAAAGAUGAGAUGGAUCUGAACGAGGAGGAUGAAAUUUUUACCGAGAUGAUGAAGGUGGUUGAAGAAAGGGACAGACUGGUGUGUGCCUUAGAAGAGCAGAGAGUGAAAGAAAGAGCAGAAGACCAGCACUUGGAAAGCUUUAUAUUAUCUACAGGCUAUCAGCUGAGCAGGAUUUAAACAGCCACAUGCAAAUAAACAUCCUUGCAGCAGUAUUCCCUGCCACGGAGAUACAGUCUGCUGGAAAUGAAGGAAUUCAAAUUUAAAAUCUGCUUAUUUGGGAAAGACGUUGUUUUGUUAUUGAAAGCUUUAGAGAAGUUCUUUUGCUUAUGCCAGAGACAGUCAUUUCACUGUCAGCUCAGAGCAUCACUGGGAUACAGAUUUGGGCUGAAUUUGUCUGUCUGAUGGGCACCAGGGUCUGUGAAAGGGAAAUCAGAGCUCCAUUAUCCGACUGGAAUUUUAUUUUAAAGCUGAGAGUGGAGUUUCUGAGGAACAUGAUGACAUCAUUUAGUAUUUCUGAGAGAGUCUUACUUUCCAUCUGUUUGUCUCAAUCUCUGUGUGCCUUUGUUAAUAUUUUGGCACAGCCAAGCCAUGGUCAACUAUAGAAAAGUCAGAAAACAAGCACCUCAUAAAAACAGGGUUAGUCUUUAUUUCUGGUGGAGGAAGAGUCAUUUGACUAAUGACUACAUAUAAGCACUUACUAAAACUACUGUAAAUGCAAUGUCAGAAAUUAAUUUUUCAGGUAUUUAUAAGUUUUAUUGCACUGUGUAUUUUUGAACAAGAAGUUCAAGCAAUAUUAAAUCCCUGCAUUUUGUAAAAUGGUAAGGGAUUAUCAAAGGGGUGA